Micropterus dolomieu (smallmouth bass) is the source of this 1679-nucleotide messenger RNA. It is a transcript of the gene atg10, whose product is annotated as ATG10 autophagy related 10 homolog (S. cerevisiae). Gene Ontology annotation, molecular function: Atg12 transferase activity. The transcript is spliced from 6 exons. The coding region runs from base 7 to 768 and encodes 253 amino acids. Gene Ontology annotation, biological process: protein modification by small protein conjugation; macroautophagy; protein lipidation. Lineage: Eukaryota; Metazoa; Chordata; Actinopteri; Centrarchiformes; Centrarchidae. Gene Ontology annotation, cellular component: intracellular anatomical structure. The record is from RefSeq and is a predicted model, not a curated record.
GCAGAGAUGAGCUUGUGUGUGCUGGAUGAGGAGAGCUUCCGUUGCUGCUGUCAGCUCUUCCUGCAGCAGUCUGAGCAGCUGAGAGAUGGCUGGAGCUGGGAAGCAGUCCAGGGUUCAGAGGAGGGCUACCUGAGGAAGGCCACUCUCAGGUCAGUCGUCAUUGACUUGAGCCCAUUGUGGGACCAGGAAGGAUCAAGUUCAGACUCAGAGCCACACGCUUCCUCUCAAUCCUGGCCUGAUCAGCAGGGACAGGACAAGGAACAGUCUGUUCGUGUUGCCCUAGCUGAUGCUGACUGCAUCAAAGAUGACAUGGAUGAUGACCGUGAUGAAGAUGAUGGGUUCUGUACGGCGUCUGAAGGCAGUGGCCAGGUGCUUCAGUACGAGUACCACAUCCUGUACUCUUGCAGCUACAGUGCCCCUGUGCUCUAUUUUAGAGCCUCCACCCUGGAGGGGAGGAGCCUGUCACUGGAGGAGGUGUGGAGCUCUGUUCAUCCAAACUUCAGGCUUCGACUGCAGAAGAGUCCUCUGAAUACAAUCACUCUGCAGGAGCACCCGCUGCUGGGUCAGCCUUUCUUCAUGCUCCACCCCUGCAGAACAGAUGAGUUUAUGAGGCCUGUGGUGCAGGCAGCUCAGAGCCAGCAGAGGCCAUUGAACUACGUGUUGUCGUGGCUCAGUGUGGUGGGCCCUGUGGUAGGUCUGGACGUCCCUCUGAAGUACUCCACCCAGGUCCGUCCUGCAGCCUCACUCAACAGCACCGAGCCAGACUGAAGCUGCACCUGCUCUUCUUCCCCCUCUGUCAGCAUCACAAUAGAGUCUGUCUUCAUGGGGGCUGGAUUAUCAACCAGGCAAAGGGAGCAGCUGCCCCGGCACCACGGAGUCUCAAAGGUCUACAAACCUUAGUUGAUUUAAUUUCAACUUGGCAGUAUGCUAAAGCACCAUAAAGACUGAAAUAGCAAUAAGUAGAUAGCCUCUGCAUUUUGACCUUGAGGCCAUGUUGAGGCCUUGAGGUCAACAUACAGUAUAUGUACAGUAUAUUUGUAACUGGUACAAAUUGACAAUUGUUUGCAGUCAAAGUAAACUGGAAGUUUACGCACAGAUGUUGAUUCAACAAAAAGUGUGACUAAUAACAUUGCUGCACUGUAUCAGUAAUGUCAUUAGUUCCACCUGUGCUUUUCCUGCUACGAGUCAAAAUGCCUGCUGGGAAACAAGUCUGUGAAUCUGACAGCGACUAGUUAAACUAACAAGGUUCAGAUUAGCAAGAUUUGUUCAGAUUUGUUCCGACAGACAAAUUGCAAAAAACGCUCUUUCUGUGUUCAGCCUAAUAAGUCAAAAGACCGAAGAAAUUUUGCCGAUCAAUUACGUUGACAUUUCGGCAGUGUGGAAGCAUUUUAAAGUGUCUGAGAAAGACGCAAGAAUUUCCGUUUGUUAGCACAUCCACUCCAUCUGUGGCUGACUUCUUAGAAAAGGCAACAAAGUCUUCUAGAAAGGCUAUUAAGAACCACAUACAACAUUAUUUAUCAUAUUGGGUCGGACUUGUGGAUACACGUGACAACAUCCGGUUUUCAAAAUAAGACCGGAUGGAAACAGUAUGGAAAUAAGAUUAAUUGGGUCAUAUUCACAGAAAGUAUAAAACAUAUUACAUGUGUACAAUAAAAGUAAAUGGACACAUGUAAUUUACU